UUUUUAAGAAGAAUGGCGGCUGUUACGAACGUCGAUCGUGGCACUGGCAAACGAGAUGACAUGUAAAAUGAUACUGUGGAUUCCACGGAUAGUUGUGUUUUGAACAGCAAGGUAUCACUAAAUGAGGAACAGAGAGUGAUCCUUUAGCCCCCUGCAAGAUUUUAGACAAAAUGAUGGUGUUGGACUGGUGAUCUGGGGGAUUUGUGCUGUUGCACAACUACUGUAGCUGUAAACAGUGUUUUGUUUUCAGAAUUGUGUAAUAUGUCACAGACUGAGAGUCAGAGUUCCUUCUUGGAGGACAUCAAGACUUGGAGUCCCGACACCUGCAGAGCACAGCUGGCUGACACUCUCCCAAAGCUCAUUAUUCAGUACAGUAAUGGAGGGCAUACAGUCACCAAGAUGGCCACCCUGAAGGUCAUGGUGGGAUCGUUCCUUCCCUGGUUGGAGCUUGGAAAUCUUGAAGAACAGUUCUUAACAAAUGUUCUCCCAAAGACUUGUCAACUGUUUGAUGACACUUUGAAAAAGGUGUCUCCAACCAUCGACAGUGUGUCAAUCCAGGAAGAUGGUUGCCUCCUCAAGGAGAAACUGCAGACGUUAUUGCAGAUCAUCUUGGAUACGCUGGAGUGCCUUUGCUCCUGCGUGUCACACAUCAUGAACACUUUGUCAGGGGGCGCCCUCUCCAUAGGCAAGGUGAAAUCGCUGCCCUCUUCCAUGUUACAUAUCAUCCACGCGUCUUUCCAUCACUGCAAAGAUAGUACCACCAUAUACGGCGAUCAUUUUUCCCUGGUGUCUGAGAUCCUGUCUUCCCUCUUCAAGAAGGCGUACAGUCUGCAGAAGUCCCUGACCGUUCUCCUGGAGGCGGUUCAUCUGACGUCAGAGGAUGGGGACGAAUGCAUUGAGGUCAUGGCCCAGGUGUGUACGGGAUUCCACGAUUUGUGUGUCGUCAUUGGUGACAUGGACAGCACGUUGUUGGUCAGCACCUGGAGGUUUCUGGUCAAGUUAGUCUGCAAGCACAAGGAACUGUUGAAAAAUGUCCUGCCGAUCCAUCCAAUCGUAGCGACCUUGUGCUCGGACAUCAAGGCCAACUACGACCAGUGUCUCCGCCUCGCCCCUCACCCGCCCUCCACUCAGUCCUCCCAGGGUGGCGACGAGAAGGCCUUCGCCAAGACUCUGAAGAUCUGCAGCCUCUGCGUCAAGAUGCUGAUGCACCUCCUCAAGGAGCUGGAUGGCUACCUGGGGCCAUGCGUGAAGGAGAUAUACGAGCUCAUCUUGUCCUUCUUGAGUCUGGCCCCGCCCAGCAUCCAUGCCCCCAACGUCUUCAGCAGUGCCAGGAGUGAGAUAGACAGAGCCCUACUGGUGUGUGUCGAACCGCUACUCCAGCAACUGGUGGACAAUACCUUGUUCCGUGAAGCCGUCACUGCUGUGAAGCAAGACAUCCAUGGAAAUUGUUGGUUGGGAAGACUUCUGACCUUGGUAAAGAUCUUGCAAAUUCUGCCAUCCUGCCAAGAGCAAACUCGUGCUGCUUGGAUGGAAUCCACAACUCCAACAUGGGAGGAGCCUAGAGUAUCUGUUUUGGGGGCAGUCUUCAGAAGUUAUUCCAACUGUUAUGUUGAACUAGCCUUACCAAUCAAGUUGCCAAUCGUUGUCCGCCAAGGUCAACCCGAGCAAGAUGUUAGUUUGAGGGAAUAUGUCGUUACCCAAGUGUGCGGCUUUGUUGCAGCAGUAAGUGCUUCACAAUUUGGCGUCGUGGAGAGGUGUUUGUUGGAAAAUGUUGUCUCCAGUCAGCUCAACUGUGCCUUGUUGGCAAUGGAUGUCUGGUGUUUUCUCGCAAGAUAUGGCACUGCUGACCUGUGUGCAAGUCAUGUUUAUUUAGUGGCGGACCUUUUGACCUCUACACCGGCCAAUCACAGCCCAGGUUACACGCACCUGGGCAUGUUGCUGUGGCGACUGGUUCCUCUAAUGGCACAAGAGCACCAGGAGGAAUUACCAAGAAUGUUUCCACCUAAGCAACAUGUUGCGUUGUGGCGACACAUAGCUCUACCUGCCUUUCAAGAAGCGACAAGGAAAGCGAUUGCAGAGGAUUUGGUUGGGCACGGCUUGGCACAAUGCAAGGCCUGGCUUAAUGCAGAAGAUCACACCUACGGCUCACUUGAAGAGUUGAAAACUGGGUUAUCUUGCAUAUCCAACGUGUACAGACAAUUUGAGAAUUUAAGCCUGCCAGUCAGAAUGCAGCUAACACAAAGUGUCAUGGAGACAGUGACUGGACUGUGGGAAGUGCUCCCAUUGGACAGAAUCAAGUCACAUGAUAUUACCAACGCUUUGAUUGACUUGACUGGUUUGAUAGCAUCUGGAUUACAGCCCUCGGAUUUAGCCAAGGUAACGAAAGAUUUAUGCAGUUUUCUACCAAGCACAUCUUUGAAACUGAGGCUGGAGAUUAUCAACCUCCUACAUAGGUGCAGAAAGGUUAAAGUUCACGGCAGUCCCAAGCUGACAGACAUUUUAGCUGGCUUCGCAGAGUUGUUCUCCGGUGUACUUGCCGACAAGAAUGCCGUCUUACAUCAACUUGCUUUGCAAGCUUUCAGUGCAUUCGCAGAGGAGACGGCUCACGAGUCAGUUGUACCAGAGUGUCUUCAGGCAGAGUCUACUCACAGCGCUGUGGUGGAUUUCUUGAAUCAGAUUCCAAAGGAGUGUACGUCCCCAGCCAAGACUGAAGUGGAGUGGUUGCAGGAGCAGGCAGAAAUCCUCCUCAAGGCUCUCGCCAAAGACGAGGCAGUGAAAGAGCCGAGGCCAGAUUCAGCUGAUGAGGAACAGGAGACGUGUCUCCCACGGCAACAGAGGACUGGCCAGGACAUCGCAGCUAAUCACACAGCUCAUGACGAAUGCAGUGAUGAUCAGCCUGCUGCCAAGCGUCCCAAGAGGGAAGCCACUGAGGGAGAAUAUCGCCAGGCUAUCAGCGAGAUCCAGGCCAGCCUGCAGGCCAUUCAGGAACUAAAAGACAGAGAUCAGGAGUCACCUCCACCCUGGCUCCGGACAGAGCUGCUGACCCUUCAAGAACACAUUUUAGGACUGAUAUCAGACUCAUGAUUUUGAAAUGACUGGAACUACUUUUCACUGCAUUAGUCCAAAAAGGCUGUGCAGCUGCGUCUACUACUCAACUUUCCUGCUGAUAAUAAUAUGUUCACCUGUGGAGGUCACCAGGUUGUGACUGCAUCCGUUUUCCUUAGAAGCAUGUGUGUGUCAGCCGCAGUCCGACUAGAUUCUGAGAUGAAUUUGUAACAAACCCACUAGCACCAUGUGGUUUGGGCUAAACUGUUCUGUAUUCACCUUUGAACGUCCAUGCGCAAGUUUGACCAAGUGCUAUGGGUGAGUCAUAGUUCAAUUAAAUCUGACCAAAUUGCCCUCUAGACAAGAGUCCAGUUGACUGUUUUGGUCCAGCAAAGCAAGGUUGGUCACUUUGUCGGUAAGG
Messenger RNA from Acanthaster planci (crown-of-thorns starfish), 3466 nucleotides. RefSeq names its product chromosome 1 open reading frame 112 (gene c1orf112). Lineage: Eukaryota; Metazoa; Echinodermata; Asteroidea; Valvatida; Acanthasteridae. The record is from RefSeq and is a predicted model, not a curated record.